AUGCUUCCAGAAGAAACGUUGCUGAAGAGCGUUUUUUUUGUUCCAGGCUCUCAGCUGCUGCCGUCGACCCCUCGGCCCCUGGAGUUCAACCGACAACUGCUUUUUUUAUUUUCUUCCUUCGUGUUUCUCUGCAGGAAGAAGAUGUCGUCGGGCCGGAGGAACCAGCUCAAGAGCUUGCUGCUGCAGAUUGGCCAGGCGUUGCAGGAGGAGGAGGCGUGGGAGGCCGAGCGGCAGAAGGUGAAGCACAUGGAGGAGCACUGCCCCGGUUUCUCCUUCCCAGGAGACCUCCAGGAUCUCCAGGAGUUGUGCCGAAAACUUCACAAGCAGAUUGAUCUGGUGGACGAGGAGCGAUACGACAUGGAGGUCAAGGUCACAAAGUCCAACAAGGAGAUCGAGGACCUGAAGAUCAAGGUCCAGGACCUGAAGGGGAAGUUCAAGAAGCCGGUCCUGAAGCGGGUGCGGAUGUCGGCCGACGCCAUGCUGGCCGCUCUGCUGGGCUCCAAGCACAAAGUGUCCAUGGACCUGAGGGGAAACCUGAAGCAGGUCAAGAAGGAGGUGAAAGAGGAGGAGAAGGCGACCGGCGACUGGAGGAAGAGCAUCGAAGACAAGUCCGGGAUGGGCGGCCGGAAGAAGAUGUUCGAGAGCGAGGCGUAA
Cyclopterus lumpus (lumpfish) is the source of this 654-nucleotide messenger RNA. RefSeq names its product troponin I, fast skeletal muscle-like. Lineage: Eukaryota; Metazoa; Chordata; Actinopteri; Perciformes; Cyclopteridae. The record is from RefSeq and is a predicted model, not a curated record. The transcript has 6 exons. Gene Ontology annotation, biological process: muscle contraction. Bases 1 to 654 code for a protein of 217 amino acids. Gene Ontology annotation, cellular component: troponin complex.